AGCUGUAGUACAAAGGGAUAUCCGCACUAGUCACAUCGGCUGUAUUUUUGUUCCUGCUUGACUCGCACUACUCUUUCGAGGACCUAGAUUGCUGUAUCGCAAACUCAAAUAUGUGAUACUCCAAUGGUUUACGGCUUAUCGCCUUCUGGAAGUCCGGACUCAGAGAGCGUGGUGCGGGUACUCCAUGUUCUUGGGUUUAUUCUGAGGCACAUUUCGGCUGUAAUUGAUUUGCUUCGAAUUUAUGGACGCUAAUGGAACGUUGUGCUUGCCCUAAAUUAGCCAUGUGAUCCCCGCGCGCGUCUAUCAGAUAUCCUGCCAUUGACCUUCAUGUCGCUCUUGAAUUUUCCUGAUGAGAUACUGGAAAAGAUCGUCAUCAACACUGAUCUUCGUACCGGCAGCCGCCAAGCAAUCCGACUUACGUGCAAAAAUCUUUGCGAUGUUGCCACACCACUUAUUUUUGAACAAUUCUACAUCAAUUUCACGCAGAUGGCAAGGGAUAGUUCUCACACAAUCCGCUUUCUUCGCGAGCUUUCAAAAGGACGACGAUUGGCUAAGUUCAUCCGGGCCUUGUACUUUCGUAUGUUACCUACGGACUCUAAAUCAAAUUCCAAGAGUCUUCGAAAUAUGUUAGCUUCAUUAUGGAAGAACGGAGACACGUUUUACGGAACCAUAGGAUCACUUAUUUUGGCUGCUGUCUCACAGAUGGACGCUUUGGAAAGGAUCCAUUGGAUGACGAUGGGAAAGGCAGUACUGCGGCCAAAAAUAGUGGAUCAAAUCAUUCAUUCACUAAGCAAUCGUCCUCAUAUUCGUUUCGUUUCGAUAUCAUCGUUAGGAAUCGAUCGCGAUAUCCCUUGCGCGCCUUUUCAUGGCUUGAUCUAUCUGACGAUAGAUGGUGGGUCAUUGAAUUAUGCUCCCGCCAUCAUCGCCAACAGUCCCAAUCUAUUCAGACUCAAAAUUAUCAUGGACCUCUUUUCCUCAGCAUUGUUCAUGCCUGUCCUCUCUCUGUUUGGCGCGUUCCCUGAGGGAACAUAUAGCUCUGUGCAACAACUCAUACUUUCAGGUCCACGUUUCAGUCUAGAGCCAACGACCGUUCCCGCACUCGUUCCACAUUUGCGGAACCUGUCGGAAUUCCACAUGCCGUCUGACUUCGACAUUCCUCACGAAUUCUGGAUUGAAUUGCAUGACGCAGGGGUGUUCCUCCAUCGCAGCAUAUGGAAAAGAUGUAUCCAACUGGACAAUUCUUUCCUAAAUUAUUUCGGGGCCUGUCGGGACUUGAAAGAGGUUCAUCUGCGAUUAGGGCGAAGAAACGCCUUCGAGGAACAGGACGAACAGCGUGCACAAUUCUUUCUUUAUAACAUCAUCGCGAUGAACUCGGGGAGUUUGACAGUUCUCCUGCUUCAACCAGAAUAUGCAGGAUAUUGGUGCCUUGACGUUCCUAUGCUGGAGGUUCUAUCACUUUGCGCCAAUCUUGCAUACAUCGGUAUAUGUGUUGACGAGAAGAGGGCAAAGAUGAAUCAUGACGAUAAUGUAGUUACAAUGUUACUGAACAUUCUGCGACGCUGGAAUUUUCUGGAGACACUGGACCUAGGCGCAGCGAUACCCAUUCAUACGAUGACUCAUCCAGCAGAUCCUAUUGAACAACGCUCUGUGGAAGAGGCUUCUGUCGAAAUUACGCGCUGUGUCACGAAUUACAAUUGCAGACACCCAACCGCUCAGAUGCUCAAGCUCCGAGUCCAUACAGAUUCUGUAUAUGGUCUUCAACUUCGGCAACAUGAACUAGAAUCUCAGAUAUAUAGCUUUACAUCGUUGCAAACUUCGGAGGCAGAUACUCGGGCUAUGAGAUGCGCGCAAAUUAUAAGAAAGGUGGAAAGAAACUUUGCUAUUACGAGUUUUAAUGCAAACGACUAGUAGUGAUAUGAGCUGGAUAAUACAUUUUGAAU
Molecule: messenger RNA, 1940 nt
Organism: Guyanagaster necrorhizus
Lineage: Eukaryota; Fungi; Basidiomycota; Agaricomycetes; Agaricales; Physalacriaceae
Exons: 4
Coding region: 328-1908 (526 amino acids)
Source: RefSeq, a predicted model, not a curated record